AUGGAUCUGUUAGAGCUUGAUGAAGCUUCAACCUUCCUCAGAAGUGAAGCUGACUUGCUUCUGCUGCAGACCAUGACCUUGGUUGGGAAGAAGAAAUACUGGGUUUGUGAUGGGAAGAAUUCAUAUAUUGAGGCUAUGGUUAAAGGGACUGAAUAUGAUGGAAAAAUAAUUGUUGAGACUAGAGAGGGAAAGAAUCUGAGUGUCAAGGAGGACAAAAUCCAGCAGAUGAAUCCUACAAAUUUUGAAAUGAUUGAAGACAUGCUAAUGCUGACUCACUUCAAAGAAACAUCUGUGCUACGUACCCUUAAGAGACGUUAUGACCGUUGGAUGAUCUAUACAUAUUUAGGUCUCUUCUACGUGGCCAUAAACCCUUACAAGUGGCUUUCUGUGUAUCAGAAAGAAGUUGUACCUGCCUACAAAGGGAAGACGUGCUUGAAGGCUCACAUCUUUGCUUUUGCUGAUAAUUUCUUUCAGGAUAUGCUUCAUAUAAGAGUUCUAAUCAUGCAAGUGAAUCCUAUCUUGGAAGCAUUUGGGAAAUUUCAGACCUUGAGAAAUGACAAUUUCUCUUGUUUUGGAAAAUUCAUCAGGAUGAACUUUGAUAUGAGAGGUGUACUAUUAUAUGCCAACAUUAAGAUCUGCUACACUGCUGAUGAUCCUUGGGUGCUGACCCCAGGGUCUGGCUGCUUCCUAGCCUUUGAAGCUCAGCAAGGCGUGGACAUCUUGUACUUUCUUCCACAUGAGAAGUAUGGAUGCUACAGACUCCUGGGAGCCAUCAUGCAUUUUGGAAACAUGAAAUAUAAACAGAAACCCAGAAAGAAGCAACUGGAAGCAGAUGGCACAGAAAGUGCUGACAAAACUGCAUUCCUCAUGGGCACUGAUUCUUUGGAGUUCGUGAAGGGCUCUGUCCAUCCUAAAAUCAAAGUUGGUAAUGGAUAUAUUUCCAGAAGUCAAAAUAUAGAACAGGUAACCUGUGUUGUUGGUUCCUUGUCCAAGUCAAUAUGUGAAAGGAUGCUUAAGUGGCUGGUGACGUGUAGACAGGUCCUGGAUGCUAAACUGUCAAAGCAGUUCUUCAUUAGCAUGCUUGACAUUACUGGUUUUGAAAUCCUUGAUUAUAAUAGCCUUGAGCAACUUUGCAUUAAUUUUACCAGGGAAAAAUGACAACAGUUCUUCAAUCAGCAUACGUUUAUUUUGAUGCAAGAAGAAUACAGGAAAGAGAGCAUUGACUGGGCAUUGACAGGAGCAUCCAUUGACUCUGGUCUGGAUUUGCAAGCCUGCAUAGAUCUCAUUGAAAAUCCCAUGGGCCUCCUCUCCAUCCUCGAAGAAAAAUGCCUUUCCUAAGGAUACAGACACAACUUUCAAGAAAAAAAACACUCUUUUGAACAGUUGAUUUAUUUCCAGAAGCCCAAGUCUGACGAGAAGGGGAACUAGGAAGCUCACUUUGAACUCGUCCAUUAUGGCGGAUGCAUGCCUUAAAACAUCAGUGGCUGGCUUGAAAAGAACAAAGACCUUAAUGAAACAGAGGUGGCAGUACUUCAGAAGUGUUCCAACAGACUCCUGGCAAGCCUUUUGGAAAAUUACAUCAGUACUGACAGUGUUUGCGUUCUUCAGCAGCUGUGCCAUAAUGAUAUCAUGGAAGGGAGUAAGAUGUACCAUGAAGGUUUUCCAAACUGACUGCUAUAUGGUGAUUUUAAACAAAGGGAAACAUGUUUUCUAGGAUCCCAGAAAUGUGAGGCUGUCCAUUCUGUUUCCCUCUCUGAGUGUUUAGGCACACAGUAUUUGCUUGGUGGAUGUCCUCCAGACUACAAAUCGAGCAAGUCUGAGAGCAGCAGAAAAGCAACUGAAGAACUUUUUGGCUCCUUGGAGAGGCACACCCAGUACCAACCUGGAGUCACUAAGCAUUUUCGCCUAACUGAUAAAUUACUUGCAGCUGUUGGCAACAAUUUUCUCCUCCUUGUGGGAGAAGGAGAGACCCUGGCAAAUGUUGAAGCAGAGUCACUGAUUAAAUCCCAGAUCCAGCUGGAGGCCAGAGUCGAGGAGCUGUCUGAGUGGGUGGAGGAAGAAGAGGAGAUAAAUUCUGCACUGACUGCCAGGGGGCGGAAACUCCAAGAUGAAUGUUCUGAGUUGAAGAAAGAAAUCGAUGACCUGGAAACAAUAUUAGCGAAGUCAGAGAAGGAGAAGCAUGCUUCAGAGAAUCAGGUCAAGAGCUUGACUGAGGAGGUAGAAUCCGAUAAGGAAAUCAGCAAACUUAACUGAGCAACCAAGUCCAUUCGGAAAGCUCCUUAGCAGACCCAGGAGUGUCUGCACACAGAGGAGAAACAGAGCAACUUGAGCAAAUCAAUCUUGAACCUGGGGCAGCACGUUGAUGAGCUGGAGAGUGCCCUUGAGAGGAAAGCAAGAAUGAACUGUGAAAGGGAAAAGCACAAACUACAGGGUGAUUUAAGGGUGAACCAGGAAACUGUGGAGAACCUGGAGAGCAGCCAGCAGUAGCUAGCAGAGUGGCUCAGGAUACUUAACCAGAGGCUGGAGGAGGCAGGAGGGUCCAGUUUGACCCAACUGGGGAUGACCAAGAAACAGGAAGCAAAAAUUCAGAAGCUUCACCAAGACAUGGAGGAGGGCACAGUUGGAGGUGAUGUGCCUUUUUGAAAGAGGCAUGUAGAUAGUCAACUCAAAGUCAAGAAUCAGGAAGAAAACCUACAGCAUAUCAAGCAAAAACUGGAAAACAGUGGUUUGUAACUAAAAGUGGAUGACCUCCUGACCCUUGUUGAGCAGAUGACUAGAGCUAAGGCUAAUGCUGAGAGACUCUGUAGUCUGUAUGAAGAGCACUUGAAUGAAGCAGAUGCAAAACUAGAUGAGGCAACUCAGGUGGCCGAUGACUUGACAGCACAGAAGACAAAGCUACAGAGAGCUGUCAAUACUACUGAUUCUGAAGCUUGUUUAAGAGAUGAAAACAGUUUUAGUAACUUGAUAGUAGCAAGGGGGAAGUACAAAAACAAAAACAGGGACCUGAUAAGCCAAUUUACCAGGGAAAAGAGCACUUUUACUCAGUAAAUUAAAGAACUGAGAGGGCAGCUAGAAUGGAGGCUACUGUGUGGGGAGGGCUAUGGAAAUGGCUCCAGUGUCCCAAGAUUCUCAAGAGUUCCCUGGCCCAUUUGCUGUCAAUUAGGCAUGACUAUGCCCUUCUGUAAGGAAGAACCAGAGGUCAUGGCUGAGCUUCACUGGACCCUAUCCAAAGGCAAUACUAAAGUGGUGCAGUGGAGAAAGAAUUAUGAACAUGAUGUCAUCCAGAGAACUGAAGAGUUGGAGGAUGCUAGGAAGAAGCUGGCAAUUAACUUACAGGAGAUUGCUGAAGCCAUCCAGGUGGCCAAUGCCAAGAACGCCUCUGUGGCAAGGGCCUGGCACCAACUGCAUCUUGAGCUGGGGGAUGUCCUGUCUGAGCUUGGGAAGGUCUGCUCUGUAGCAGCUGCACUGGACCACAAUCAGCAGCACUCUGAGAAGGCCCUUGCUGACUUGGGAAAGCAGAAGCAUGAGGAGUCCCAGGCAUUACUGGCUGCUUCUCAGAAGGAGGCCUGAGCUCUUAGCACUGAGAUCCUUGAGCUCAAGCACACUUAUGAAGAGAGCAGUGAGGGCCAGGAGACAGUGAGGAGGGAGAACAAGAACCUGCAAGAACAGAUUUCUGGCUUGAAAAACCAGGAUAGAAAAGGGACCCAGACUUUACCUGAAAUGGAAAAGAUCAAGAAACUGAUUGGACAAGAGAAGAUUGAAGCCCAUGUGACACUGGAAGAAAGGGAGGGAGCUCUGGAAAAUAAUCUGGAAAGCAAGAUUCUUCAUUUCCAGUUAGAACUCAUGGAAGCUAAAGCAGAAUUUGAAAGUUUUAGAGAAAGAGGAAGAAAUAGAAAGUUGGGAGGAGGCCAGCUUAAAGGCGAGCUGGUGUCCAUCAUUGCUGUGAAGUCAACCCCAACCACCAUGACUGGGCUGCGAACGAGUUUUUCCCCAGAAUGUCAUUCUAAAAUUAGGCAGAAACAGCAGUAUGCUAUUGACUCCCUUCAGUCUAGUCUGAAUUCUGAAGCUAAGAGCAGACUUGAGGCUACCAGGCUAAAGAAGAGGAUGGAAGGGGACCUGAUGGAGAUGGAAUGCCAGCUUCACUUUGCCAACUGGCAGGUGUCUGAGGCAACCAAAUACCUGACACAGCUUCAGAGUCAAUGAAGGUAAUAUAGGGUGAAGGACCUUCAAGGGCAGCUGGAUGACAGCACACACCUGAACAAUGGUCUGAAGGAAUAAGUGGCUGUAGCUGAGCAGCACAAUUCUCCUCUUCAGUCUGAACUAGAGGAACUAAGGUCCUUGCAAGAACAGACAGAUCAUGGGCUCAGACUGGCAGACAAAGAGCUCCUGGAAGCCUCAGAAAGAAUCAGUCUUUUCUAUACCCAGCUGCUUUUCCUCCUCAACCAGAAGAGGAGACUGGAGACUGAUGUUGCUCAGAUUUCAGAAAGAAGAAGAGAUGAUACAGAUGUGUCUGUCAAAAUGCAGAAGAGAAGACCAGGAAGGCAGCCACGGAGGUGGGCCUAUCACCUGUCUGCUUAUACUGGUGCUGAGAGCAUCUCUUACUGCCAAAUUCCUGCAGCCUUAAACUUGUUUCCGAUAGUGAAUCGCAAAAUUGGAGAACACAGAUGUUGUGUCCUAAUGUUGAUGUGGUACUUCAUCUUUGAUCUGGUUCCACCACUGCUCAUCCCAAUCUCUCCCGUGACUACUUCUAUCUGUUGCCCCACCAUUCACAAAUUCAAGGUCAUGGUUUGGUUACAGGUUCAUGAACUGGAAGGUGAACUGGAGGGCCAGCUCCAUCACAAUGCAGAGACCUACAGGGAAGCUCACAGACUGGAGCAGUGCAUCAGAGAGCUGACCUAUCAGGCAGAGGAAGACAAGAAACUGAGCAAGAUGCAGACUCUGACGGAUAAACUUCAGCUCAAAGUGCAAAAUUUCAAGCAACAAGAGGCGGCGGUGGCACAAGCCAAUCAAUAGCUUUCCAAGUAUAAGCAACAUGAGCUCAAUCAAGUGAAGGAAAGGGCAGAGAUAGCAGAAUCUCAAGUCAAUAAACUGAAGAUUAAAGCAAAUGUGUUUGGGAAAAAAAGUACAGCAGAUAUUCAACUCUGUUGUAACUUACAGCAGGUCAGGUUAGGUCUCACUUCAUUGCUUUUAAAGUCUUUAUUUUAUUAAGUAAAGUUCAAAUAAAAUCUUUCCAUGUUUACAAAAAUUCUUUUUGGUUAGAUAUUAGGAUGUGCUUCCCUAUUUAUAAUUCAAAGUUCUUAAUUGCAGGUUAACUUCAGGUUCCAAGUGCCAGGCUGGGCCCUCAAGUCAUUCAGGUAUAAUAUCCAGGACUCCAUGGAACAAAGACUUGAAAAGCAUUAAAGGAUAUGCUGAAAAUUAAUUGAAUACUUUUCAUGGUAGACAAGUGCAUGACUUUGUAUCACAUCAACAGUGACUGGGGAAGAUGUUUAAAACUGAGGCAAUGAAGGAGGCAAGAGUCCUGCUUUCUAGUACUCUUUAUAUUCCUAAAAUUAUCCCCAGAGAAGGAUCUUUGUGGUUCAUGAAGUGACUGUUCUGAUCCAGUGGUAGAAGCCAAUACCCUAAUUUUAUGGGCAAUGUGGCACAGUGCAAAAACACCUUGAACUAAAUGUUCAGAAGGAAGCCUCAGCUUUGAGAUUUUUCCCAGGAACAUAAUUUUUAAAUGAGGUCCGACUUUAGAAGUGAGUUAAGAGAUUGGAUAAUGUGAUAGAUCCCCUUCACAGAAUGCCUGUAAAGCAUUUAGCACAGUUUCCAGCUCAGACAGGCACCAUCUUUCAUUUUAAUAAUUUGGUGCAUCCUGUACUAUUUCUGAUAAAUGAUUUACUAGUAGCCCUACAAGAUGAGUUGAUAAGGUGGUAUUUAUUGUUGCUAACCUUAAGGGAGGUCAAAUGGAUUUCUUGAAGGAGGGACUAAAAGUUUGUUCCACUGAAUCUACUUAGCUCUAAAUAUGAGAAG
Ictidomys tridecemlineatus (thirteen-lined ground squirrel) is the source of this 6012-nucleotide messenger RNA. NCBI's taxonomy places the organism in Eukaryota, Metazoa, Chordata, Mammalia, Rodentia, Sciuridae. The record is from RefSeq and is a predicted model, not a curated record.